AUGUUGGCGAUGGCAAUGGGCAUGGCGCGUAUCUUUGGGUGCAACGCAUCGGCCACAGCACGAGUCACGGCUCAAUAUGAAAAUGCAUACUCUAUUUCGCGUCGCUGGGCUUCAAAGAAAGCUGGUGGUUCAACGAAAAAUGGUCGUGACUCGCAGUCCAAGCGUCUGGGAGUCAAGAAGUUUGGAGGACAAAGCGUAAUAGCUGGCAAUAUUAUCAUCCGGCAACGCGGUACCAAGUACCACGUAGGUACUGGUGUGGGUAUUGGUAAGGACCAUACAAUUUUUGCCACACGUGACGGCUUUGUGCGUUUUUGGUACAACACGCCUAAGAAACGCCAGGAAGUGUCGGUCAAGAGCCAUUGUGAGGUGCAGCGUGCAGUGGCCCAGAACAGUGCUUAG
Messenger RNA from Peronospora belbahrii, 399 nucleotides. The record is from the annotation of a GenBank genome assembly. Lineage: Eukaryota; Oomycota; Peronosporomycetes; Peronosporales; Peronosporaceae.